Blepharisma stoltei is the source of this 1460-nucleotide messenger RNA. NCBI's taxonomy places the organism in Eukaryota, Ciliophora, Heterotrichea, Heterotrichida, Blepharismidae. The record is from the annotation of a GenBank genome assembly.
AUGAAUACAAAUUCUUCGUCUGAAUUGACUGUGCUUUAUAAUGGAAAACUCUUCAGCAUCGACACCACAUGCACUUAUAAUCAAAUACUAGAAUAUAUUUCGGAUAAAAUUGGGAAUAAGUCAACAAUUCUUUCAUUGAGUGAUGGUGGCAAUGCCUUCAGAAUUCCAGAUGAGGAGGCAUGAAAAAAUCUAUAACUUCUUACAAUAAAUUAAAAAUACAUAGUCAUAAAUAAGUAUAAGAAUAAGCUAGAUUAUGGGGCCAUAACCUUUAUUAAAAAAACCAAGCUGAUUCUUAUGGUAAAUCCUGAAAAAAUAACAGAUAUUUUCCUGAUAAAUACAAUAGAAAAUAAAGUUAUUGAUAAAGACUAUAGGGUAGUUGGCCACAAACUAAAUAUUCUUUUAAAAUUAAUUUUCAAUAUUUAAAUCUAUUGCUAGAAUUAUAAUUUUAAUCUGCCACAAUAAUGGCAUGAUAUUUAUUGAUCAUAUUGAGCAUACAUUUUUAGAAAAAAUAGCCAACUUUGAUACGCAUUUAAAAGGAUUUAUUCGGUGCCUGUCUUAUUUAUAUAUUAGAUCUUGCUUACUUCCAACCACCCUGAGCAUUUUUUUAAUUGUGAUGAACCCUUAUAUAACCGAAAUUCAAACUUCUCCACCCUAUAUAAUUAUAAAUGAUAUAUCUAGAAGCAAGAUUCCUGAGCAAAUACUAUCUGUCCUUAAUAAUUGAGAUUCUAUGAUCGAGAGUCUUCAAAUAGUAGAAGACGACAUGAACAUUCUUAUGUAUAAUCUUAAUUUCUUGUUAUCUCAAAGGGUAAACAGAAAAAUCCAUAUAACUUCAGGUAAUAGGUUGAAUCUUUCUGGGCUGAAAAUUGCAGAAAAUAAUAUUAAGGUCCACAAAGCUUUAGAUAUAGUAAAGGCUUUGCAAACUAAGGUUAAUGACUUUAAAGAGACUGUUAACUCUCUACCUUGGUCGAACGGCUCUAUUGAUAAUUUACUAAAAAUUGGGGAAAAAUUAGCCAUAUCCUUUAUUGAAUGAUCUUCAUACAUCGAAAAUGAAGCUCAGCCUACACUGCCCAUAUUUAACUAUCUAUCUUUAAUAAUAAUGAAUGCUAGAGAUAUUAAAGUAUAAUAUUCUUAAGUAAUUCUAAUAAAAUUUUAUAGUAUAUUUGCUAAUACAUUAUACAAUUCAACUAUAUGAGUAUAAUUAAUAUAAAAAAAUUUAAAUUAUUAAAAACAUAUCACUUUUUUCCUUAAUUUUAACCCAUCCUUAAUAGCGUGGGAAUCUUCUUGAUCCGAACAUAGGGAUUAAGCAUUCUUUGAAUGUAUAUAAGGAUGGACGAAGCACAGCAAUGAAAAGGAUUUGCUUGAUGUGUAAAAAGGCAAAAGCGUAUGGGCCACAAGAAAUGUCAUGGCUUUUUGGUAUUGGAGAUUAUGCAGGAAUUCCAUCAGAUAUAAGAUUUUAUUAA